AUGAUCACAUCCCCAUCACGUGCACCAAAACUGAACACAUCUUGUAGACUCUUUGUAAUGGACGUGUCUGCCCCAGUGAGACCGCCCUCCCACUCGCGCCCUACGCAAGCCUAUUACGUGCCGCGUCGUCUUCUGGAGGGCGGUCGCGGUCCGCAUCCGACAACUGACGGAAAACCUUCGGAGACCUUCGUCGCGGCAACGGAUGCACCGCCGAACAGCACAAAACCACGAUCCAACACUGAGGUGCGCACACCGUCAAGUAAAACCGUAGUGAAGACAUAUAUUGAACCACGUCCCCUGAUGGCCGACCUCCUUCCGAAACCCGAUUCUCUCAAGGAGAAACGUCGGCCACCACGACUCCCACAGCAGCCUGCUGUCAUAUCACAGCCAUUCAUCCGGCAACCACCUCCACCGCCACAGCCGUUUGCGCCAAGGAUCGUUAACGGACCUCGAGGACCACUUUCCAGACCAAACGCAUUCUGUCCAUUGCCGCCUCCGCAAAAAGAUAUGUGCAUCUGUGAUCGUCCAAAUACGCAUGUGAUUUGUAAGCGAUGUGGUUAUGAAUGCAUUGGACGAGUUCAGCUGGUGUGCGACUUACAUCCAACAUCGCUCUCGUUGAUGGAUAUGCGAGAGUGCGGCAAUCCCAUCUGUAGGAGUAUACAGAUCUUCGAAGCUGUCUCGUUCAACGAGGGCGAGAUUCUACCAUAG
Messenger RNA from Necator americanus (New World hookworm), 708 nucleotides. RefSeq lists its product as uncharacterized. The transcript has 6 exons. Lineage: Eukaryota; Metazoa; Nematoda; Chromadorea; Rhabditida; Ancylostomatidae. Bases 1 to 708 code for a protein of 235 amino acids. The record is from RefSeq and is a predicted model, not a curated record.